AUGGGCCAUAAUCACAGCAAAUCAAGACAACAACACCAGACUACUUUGUCUUCUCUUCAGAAUGACCCCGCAGAUCUUCCUCCCACGUACACAGAAGUCUUUGAAGACACUCCGAAACUCCACCAGAGUGACAAAGUGGCAUCGACUUCCAAGACCACAGGUACGGGCUAUGAAACCAAACGCGAUGAACUGCUGCUCGCAGUAAAAGACCGAGAGCGAGAGCUGGUCCAAACAAUCAAUCAAGUGCGUGCAGGAAAACGAUACACCGAGUCCGUAAUUGCAUCCUUAGAACAAGAAGUCAGAACCCUCAAGCAAAGUCUCAGGCAAAAGACCAAAGAUAUAACUUCUCUAGAGGAACAACUUGAAGAAACCGAGAAACUGGUCGAGGACAGGAAUUCUCGUAUCAAGGUCCUAUUGGAGAAAUGCUACUCAGAAUCCGUCAAAGACUGUCAGGGCUGCAAGGAUCUAGAACAGCAGCUCCGAGCUACCAAAUUGGAAACGAUUGCGGAGAAAGAGGACCUCACAACCGAAGUAUACGCCUCUGGCUGUCUGGUCGACUUCGACAACCGCUAUAUCGAGACGUUGUACCAAAGGUUGCAGACCUGCAGAAUUGCCAGCAUGCUGGUGCCACCGCACCUCGACACUGAAGAAACGAAGAUAGAAUGCCUGCAAAAGGCCUGUGAGAGUCUUCCCAGACCGUUUCUAGCGCAAGAACCUCACAACAAAGCCAACUUAUCUAGAGAGCAGCAAGAGAUAACACACUUGUCAACCGCAGCAGCCAUUGAACAUCGACGUCAGCUCGUCGGGCUACAUAUCCAAGAGGUUUAUACCGAGCUACGGCUCGCCAGAGACGAACUCAAGUCCAGAAAUGAUGAUCCGUCAUUCGCGGGUGACGAUUACCAUGCUACCAUAGAUCAAGAGUUUCGUGGUAUUGUAAGGUUAUUGAUUGACUGCCAUAAAUUGAGUGACAGCUACGAUUUCAGAAAGCAGCACAAUCAAGUUCGAACAGACGAACCCUAA
Messenger RNA from Aureobasidium melanogenum CBS 110374, 1020 nucleotides. RefSeq lists its product as uncharacterized. NCBI's taxonomy places the organism in Eukaryota, Fungi, Ascomycota, Dothideomycetes, Dothideales, Saccotheciaceae. Bases 1 to 1020 code for a protein of 339 amino acids. The transcript has a single exon. The record is from RefSeq and is a predicted model, not a curated record.